Molecule: messenger RNA, 1746 nt
Organism: Prosopis cineraria
Lineage: Eukaryota; Viridiplantae; Streptophyta; Magnoliopsida; Fabales; Fabaceae
Product: protein phosphatase 2C 37-like
Exons: 4
Coding region: 191-1471 (426 amino acids)
Biological process (GO): protein dephosphorylation
Cellular component (GO): cytosol; nucleus
Molecular function (GO): cation binding; protein serine/threonine phosphatase activity
Source: RefSeq, a predicted model, not a curated record
GGGUCUUUCCAUCCAGCUCUCAACGGAUCUCCUUCUCUCUCAGUUCUCUGUGGCCCUUUCGGCUUUUCAAUUCUACUCCUACUUCUGUUUCUGCUUUUGAUUAAUCCUUGAAGAUCUUAUUAUUUUGAGCUCGGAAUUUUGUGUGGGUUUUUCCCCCCCUUGUUGCUUGGUCUAUUUGGCGUGUUUUGGGAUGGCUGGGAUAUGCUGCGGUGUUGUUGGAGAAGGUGAGACCCCAACUCCAAUUGAGCCGGGCCGACCCUCUCGGCGCCGGAGGUUGGAUAUAGUGCCUUUAAAACUCAUGGCUGACAUGGCCGUGCCGCUGCCCGAGACUAGCUUGAAGCGCCAGAAGCUGGAUCUCUCUGCUAGUUCUCAGACGCAACCAAGAGACUGCGUAAACGCGGUGGAGAAUUGUAAAUCUAGCGGUGUUGAGAAGGAAGAAGAACAGAACGAGGAGGAACACAAAGGGGACGAAGCUCCGUCGAGGGUUUCUUCGUUAAAUUCAAGUGCUACAAAAGAGUGUGAUAAUGAGAGUAUUAACGAGUGUCCAAAGUUUGGGGUUACAUCGGUUUGUGGUAGGAGGAGGGACAUGGAAGAUGCGGUUUCAGUUCGUCCUUCGUUCUGCCAAGAACAGGGUCAAAAUCGGAAUGAGCUUCACUACUUCGGUGUGUUCGACGGCCAUGGUUGCUCUCAUGUUGCGACGAUCUGUAAGGAUAGGUUGCAUGAUAUUGUGAAGGAAGAGGUCGGUGGAGCGCGAGAGGAUUUGGAAUGGAAGUCUACGAUGGAACAGAGUUUCGCUCGGAUGGACGAGGAGGUGCAGAACUGGAGCCAGAGCAACCAGAACUCCACCUGCAGGUGCGAGCUUCAGACACCUCACUGCGACGCUGUUGGAUCUACCGCGGUUGUUGCCGUUGUUACGCCGGAUAAGGUCAUCGUCUCCAACUGCGGCGACUCCCGCGCCGUUCUCUGCCGAAACGGCGUCGCCAUCCCCCUCUCGUCCGAUCACAAGCCCGACCGACCCGACGAGUUGCUCCGAGUUCAAGCCGCUGGAGGACGGGUCAUUUACUGGGACGGUCCUAGGGUUCUCGGAGUCUUGGCAAUGUCCAGAGCCAUAGGCGAUAAUUAUCUAAAACCGUACGUGAUAUCGGAGCCGGAGGUGACGGUGACGGAGCGGACAGACGAGGACGAGUGUUUGAUACUUGCCAGUGACGGGCUGUGGGACGUGGUAUCAAACGACACCGCAUGCGGGGUCGUACGGAUGUGCCUGAAGGUGCAGAAACCGCCGUCGCCUCCAAGAUCGCCGGGAAGCGACGUGGCGGUGUACUCCGCCGUGGAUGGUUCGGACAAGGCUUGCUCGGACGCAUCCAUCUUGCUGACUAAGCUAGCUCUGGCCCGGCAUAGCACGGACAAUGUGAGCGUGGUGGUGGUGGAUUUGAGGAGAGAGAAACCAGGCGACGAUGGGAACAAUAAUUAAAAACAGAUCAAACGGAGGAUAACGAAAAACCGAACUUAAGAAACCCAUUUGGAAACCAAAGCAUGAAGGGAGAGAGAUCAGAAAGAAUUGUGACGAGAAGGUGAAGGAGAAUGGAAGUGAGAUAAGAAAUUUCAGAAUUGUAACAUUUGGAAAAAUGAGCAAAUGAUUACAGGAAAUUGUAGGUUAGUGAAAAUCGCAGUGUCAACAAAGCCUUCAAAAUCAGCGGUUGACACGCUUUUAUUUGUCUAUAUAUAUAUAUAUAUAUUUGAGCUCUA